GACACGAACCGUGGGCUCGGAUAGACAGUGUGUGUGAUAUCUCCUGAUACACUCUCCAGUUACUUCAUCACUCAUCGAUUUAUGGAUUCAUCGACUGCUGCUCUUCUGAAGAGGCUUCCGCGUAUCGGUCAGACCGGUGGGCGGGGCGUCGGCGCUCCCCGGCACGCCAUUGGCUGAGCCGAGGAAAGGUGUGCGCGGAAGUCUCGCUAUAAAUAGAGUACCGCUGCACGAGCGUCCGGUGAAGGAUGCUGCCGCAGGCUCUGAAGAUGUCCGGCAGGAGCGCGUUUCUGCUGCUCAGGUGCGCGGACCGCUGGGCUGACGUCAUCGCGUGCGCCGCGUCACGCCAGGUGAAGACGCUGGAGCAGAUGCCCGGACCCUCCGCCGCGGGCUUCAUCUGGGACCUGCUCUUCAGACGCGGACUGUCGCGCCUCCAUCAGCUGCAGCUGGAGGGCCGGAGGAGGUACGGGCCCAUGUGGAAGGCCAGCUUCGGGCCCAUCCUGACGGUGCAUGUGGCCGAGCCGGAGCUGAUCGAGCAGGUGCUGAGACAGGAGGGCCAGCACCCCAUGCGCUCGGACCUCUCGUCCUGGAAGGACUACCGCAAGCUCCGCGGCGAGGGAUACGGGCUCCUGACGGCUGAAGGUGAGGAGUGGCAGAGCGUGCGCAGUCUGCUGGGGAAGCACAUGCUGCGGCCUAAAGCUGUGGAGGCGUAUGACGGCACACUCAACGCUGUCGUGACGGACCUCAUCCACAAACUCAAGCUACGCUCGCAGCAGAGCUCCAGCGGCCUCGUCACUGACAUCUCUGCUGAGUUCUACCGCUUCGGUCUGGAAGGGAUCUCGUCUGUGCUGUUUGAGUCCAGGAUCGGCUGUCUGGACCCGGUGGUCCCUGUGGAGACGGAGCGCUUCAUCCAGUCCAUCAACACCAUGUUUGUCAUGACGCUCCUCACUAUGGCCAUGCCUCAGUGGCUCCACCGCCUGCUUCCCAAACCCUGGGACACCUUCUGCCGCUGCUGGGACUACAUGUUCCAGUUCGCUAAAGGUCACAUCGACCAGCGUCUUGAGGAGGAGAGGCAGAAGAUGGCACGAGGAGAGCGUCUAGAGGGACGAUACCUCACCUAUUUUCUGUCUCAGGCCGGAGUUCCUCUGAAAUCUGUGUACAGCAAUGUGACCGAGCUGCUGCUCGCUGGCGUCGACACGAUCUCCAGCACGCUGUCGUGGUCUCUGUACGAGCUCUCGCGGCACCCUGAGGUCCAGACGGCGCUGCGGGACGAGGUUCGGCGCGUGAUGAAGGGCCGCAGCGUCCCCGAGGCGCGUGAUGUGGCUGCCAUGCCGCUCAUGAAGGCCGUGAUAAAGGAGAUCCUCAGGCUCUAUCCUGUGAUCCCAGCCAACGCUAGAGUCAUCACAGACAGAGAUAUUACCGUCGGCGGAUACAUCAUCCCAAAAAACACGCUGAUCACUCUGUGCCACUACGCCACGUCCCGUGACCCGCGGCAGUUCUGCGAUCCGGACGCGUUCGUCCCCCAGCGCUGGCUGAGCCGCUCCGAGGGCAGUCACCCGUUCGCCUCCGUGCCGUUCGGAGUGGGCAAGCGCAGCUGCGUCGGCCGGCGCAUCGCUGAACUGGAGCUCUACCUGGCGCUGUCUCGGAUUUUAAUGCACUUUAAUGUGGAGCCGGCGGAGGAUAGCGAUCCGGUCCGGCCGAUGACCAGAACUCUUCUGGUCCCAGAGAGACAGAUCAACCUCCGCUUCAUCGAGCGCUGACGUGACGGUCCGAGUGACCGGGUGUGACAGAGAGCCAGGAGGACGCUGGGACGUCUGCAGCAGGAGCCGCGCUCCUUACCUGAGCGGAUACCAGCUCAAGAACUAACCUGUGAUUCCUUAACUUAUGAGACAUAACCCAGAAAGAGUGCAAGAGAAGCUGUGUGUGUCCGUUGCUGGAUGAAGCUGCACAGACCGUGCCGCAGAUCUUCAUGAAGAGACGUUCGUUACGCAACAGAGAGACUAGAAAGAGAGAAAAACUCUUCAUUUAUAGACGCUUGUGUGCAAAACAAAUGAGGAGCAGCUUGUGCUCGUGGUCUAUAUUAGAAAAUGAAGAUUUGGUGCUACUGUGUUUGAAAUUUGCCAGUUUGUCAGACCCGUCUCCUUGAGACUUCAGUAAUCAUACAGAGAAACGCACCACAGCUUUUAUGAGCCCACAAAGUGCUUUUUUUUCCAACAUGAAAUUCUGAACUGACAUAAGAUCAGCCUUAUAUUCAGAAAAAAAGUCAGACUUGAAAAAUUGCUGAUGAAACUACAUGCAGUAUGAUUGCUUACUUAUUCGCACAAUUUUUCUAUAUUGAAUAAAAAUGUUGUUUUGAGUCAA
Messenger RNA from Cyprinus carpio (common carp), 2358 nucleotides. It is a transcript of the gene cyp27b1, whose product is annotated as cytochrome P450 family 27 subfamily B member 1. Gene Ontology annotation, biological process: glucocorticoid biosynthetic process; cholesterol metabolic process; C21-steroid hormone biosynthetic process. Gene Ontology annotation, cellular component: mitochondrial inner membrane. Gene Ontology annotation, molecular function: oxidoreductase activity, acting on paired donors, with incorporation or reduction of molecular oxygen; monooxygenase activity; heme binding. NCBI's taxonomy places the organism in Eukaryota, Metazoa, Chordata, Actinopteri, Cypriniformes, Cyprinidae. The record is from RefSeq and is a predicted model, not a curated record.